This is a messenger RNA of Megalobrama amblycephala (Wuchang bream), 785 nucleotides long. Lineage: Eukaryota; Metazoa; Chordata; Actinopteri; Cypriniformes; Xenocyprididae. The record is from the annotation of a RefSeq genome assembly.
AUGGCCCACCAAGCACAUGCAUAUCAUAUGGUUGAUCCAAGCCCAUGACCACUAACCGGAGCCGUCGGUGCUCUAUUAAUAACAUCCGGCCUAGCAAUCUGGUUCCACUUCCACUCAACAACACUAAUAACCCUCGGGAUAAUCCUUCUACUCCUCACAAUAUUCCAAUGAUGACGUGACAUUAUUCGAGAAGGAACAUUCCAAGGCCACCACACACCGCCAGUACAAAAAGGACUACGUUAUGGAAUAAUCCUAUUUAUUACUUCAGAGGUAUUCUUUUUCCUGGGAUUCUUCUGAGCCUUCUACCACUCAAGUCUAGCACCAACACCAGAGCUGGGAGGAUGCUGACCCCCAACAGGAAUUAUUACAUUAGACCCCUUCGAAGUUCCCCUCCUCAACACAGCUGUGCUACUAGCAUCGGGGGUAACGGUCACAUGAGCCCAUCAUAGCAUCAUAGAAGGUGAACGAAAACAAGCCAUCCAAUCUCUUGCACUUACAAUUCUACUAGGACUCUACUUCACUGCCCUCCAAGCCAUGGAGUACUACGAAGCACCCUUCACAAUCGCAGACGGAGUAUACGGCUCUACAUUCUUUGUGGCCACAGGAUUCCACGGACUACAUGUCAUUAUCGGAUCAUCAUUCCUGGCUGUCUGUCUUCUUCGCCAAGUCCAAUACCACUUUACAUCCGAACAUCAUUUCGGCUUCGAAGCCGCUGCUUGAUAUUGACACUUUGUUGACGUAGUAUGACUAUUCCUCUACGUAUCCAUCUACUGAUGAGGCUCAUA